CGCUCGUCCUUCCCAAUAAUACACCACCAGUACGUACGUACGUCCACCACCGCGUUAUACAGCUCGACAAGAUGAGCGUCAUCGAACAGUUGCACGCAAGGAGGCUCCUAUCGCACGCCGCCGCUGCUGCGACUGCUCCGUCGUCGGCUGCGGAGCCGGAGCCGGCGGCCGUGGCCAUGCCGCAGGCGCAGGCGGUGUCUGCAGCGCACUCGCACGCAGCCGCAGCGCCCUUCAGCUCGCUGAACGCGACGGUGAUCACGGCGCUCUCGCUGCUCCUGUGCGGCCUGGUGGCCGUGCUCGCGGUCCACGCCAUCGUACGCUGCGCAUUCCGCGUCACGCACCGCGUGUGCUACGGCCAGGACGAGGACGAGGACGAACCCGCCGCCGAUGCGUCGGCGGCCUCCUGCCAGGCCGGUCCCGCCAGGAGGAAGCGCGGGCCGCGGGCCGGGCUGCCCCCGUGGAUACUCUACUCCCGCGAGGUCGAGCUCGCCGGGUGCGGCGCCGGCGCGGCGGAAUGCGCCAUCUGCCUCGCGGAGUUCGUGCAGGGUGACCGCGUGCGCGCGCUGCCGCGCUGCAACCACGGCUUCCACGUGCGGUGCAUCGACCGCUGGCUCGCCGCGCGGCAGACGUGCCCCACGUGCAGGCGGGCGCCGUUCGCCGCUAAACCCUCGCUGACGGAGCCGGACAGCGCGGGGGCGCCGGAGGCAGUGCAGCUUCAGGUGCACGCCUGAAGCCGGGGCCGGGCAGCACGAGACCCUCACCAAGUAGCGUGAAGCCAGAUUUCCCAACUGUGUAGUCAUAGUCAUAGUGCAUGUGAGCAGUGGCCAGUGAGUGCUUUUUUCUUCUUCUCGACGUUCUCUCUUCUGUGAUACUGGCGAUACUACGGCCUUGAUCGGUUUUUUUUUUACAAGGCUGUACAAGUGGCCUGUUGCGAUGGUAUGAGAUAGAGUAUAAUUAACUUCGAUUGCAAAUAUAUAUAUGAUGGAAUCCUGGAAUAA
Messenger RNA from Zea mays, 998 nucleotides. Its product is annotated as RING-H2 finger protein ATL3C. NCBI's taxonomy places the organism in Eukaryota, Viridiplantae, Streptophyta, Magnoliopsida, Poales, Poaceae. Gene Ontology annotation, molecular function: transferase activity. Gene Ontology annotation, biological process: protein ubiquitination. The record is from RefSeq and is marked provisional.